UGUCGCGACGUCCAACCAGGAUCCGCACCCGCCGACCUGCGAGCGAUUCUCGGCGCUGCUGCGACUGUGCUGCCGUGAAACGCGCUGCUGCACGAGCGACAUACCCGUCGCCCACCUCCGUCUCCGUCUGCUCCCCGCCCUGACAUCGAUGCUCACCAGCACCUCCGCGUAGAGCACACCCGCCCGCCGUUGCCCUCGACGACACCAUUGCACCAACGUUACCCGCCGCGCGACGAGGGCCGAGACGGAGCUGCGGUGGACUAAGUGCUGCAGCUCCCGACUAUUGCUACGUCCGCCGUGGCCGCCACCACCACCAUGAACGGCGGCGGCAGCGGAGGGGCGUGGAGCUACGCCGUGCCCUUGGAGGAGACCGACGGUAAUGCACGACCACCCAAGUCCCGCUCGCCGCAGCGCAUUGAGCACGACUGGGACGAGAAUGCGGGUAAGGCGCUCGAUCGGCGCAGCAGCGCUUGGGACCUACAGAGCGAUUCGGAGACGGCCAAGCAGCGGAGGACAUCAGUGCGUGCUGUCAAUAGCACUGCAGUGCGGAAACGCUCUCGCAACACGCUGCGAGAAAACAAGCAGCAGCAGAGCGGUCCUGCUCCCAAGGCCAAGGGCAGUGGCCCGGGCAGCCCCUACACUCCCGACGACGAUUCAGCGUGGAUACACCGAGACAAGCUGGCCCAAAUCGAGAUUCAAGAGUUGGAGGAGGCGGGCAUAUACAUUCGCCCUUCGCGCCGCUCUCAGAGCUUGGGGCCCGGACGUGAGAAUGGCAGAAUGAGUCGGUCCAUGAGCCGAACGGGUUCUCGCAAACCACUCAAUGACCAGUCGAACCGCACGCAAUACGAUGAUGACUACGCCGCUGCAUAUCCAGCUCACGAGCACCAUGAGCGAACACCCAUCAGCAACGGUGUCACUCCUCUUGCGUCAACCCGUGAGACAACCUCACCCCAACACUCUCCACAGGCGUCACAACCUUCCACUGGACACGAUUCGUCCAUAAAUCGGCCGAGCAACGACCGCAACAAUCACGACUCGUCUCAGCCAUCGCAACAGGCACCGACAGGCAGACCGAGCACAUCGAGAAUACCAGUAUCGCGAAACACCCCAGUGCCCGUCCCUCACGAUGUGGUGGAGCGCGAUUCACCACUGCCGCGAAGUCGAGCAGGAUCUCAGACCUUAAGUGGCAGUUGGGACGAGGCGCAGUAUGCGAGGGCUCGCAGCGGUAGCGUGAGCAGUCAGAUGCUGCUCGAGUCGGACCAUGACCGGAAACGUAUCACGCCCCCCGAAGGCGCCAAUAAACUUGCCUCUGGGGAGGACUCUCCUCAGAAAGCGCGCGUGCCAAAGCAAACCCCGACAGGACGCAAAGCCUCAAACCCUUCGAGCAGUACUGCCAGGCCAGGAUCAUCGGCGGGAAAGCGCGUGACUUCAGGCUCUGCAACUCGUCGCCCUGGAUCGAGCUCCGGACACAAGUCUCGACCCUCCACUGGAGUCUUCACGCCGGAGGGCGAUCCGCCGUGGAUAGCAUCCAUGUACAAACCUGACCCUCGCUUGCCGCCUGACCAACAAAUGUUGCCCACCCAUGCGAAGCGAAUGAUGCAAGAACAAUGGGAGAAAGAGGGCAAGACCGGUACCGUAUACGACCGAGACUUCAAUCUUCUCAACGACGAGGAAUUGCGACCCAAGAGACCAAUCUCAGGCCAGCUAGACCUGAAUUCUCACGACCUGGAUCCAUCGAACGGUCUUGCGGCCGACACUACUUUUACCAAUGGAACCCCCUCCAACGACGCUUCGAACAGCAACGGCUGGCCAAUAGGUCUGAAGAGUGACAGUGGCAGUAUUCGUCACGGUAAUGGUGGGGGUUACAAGAUCACGCCCACGAUAUCCAGUGGACCUACAAUGCAAAGGCCCGGGACGUCUGAGCCAGCCCCGCCCCAAAGAAGCAGCACCGCUCAGGACCAACCCUUACGAGUACCAGAGCUGGACGAGAAAGAAGAACCCAAACCCAAGAAGGCAUGCUGCUGUGUUGUGAUGUAGCAUUGCCUGGACAGUCCCUAAGAUUUUCAUGUAUUUGUAUUGCGUUUUUUUUUAACGCUUACCCAGUGCGCAACAGGAACAUUUUCUUACCGUGUAGAUUUAACCACAGCCGCUUUGGCAGGCACAUAUCGAGAUCUCGCCAGGACAAAUGCAGCGGCAGCGAUUCAGGGGUGGAAAUGGUUGGGCACCGAACAUAAGAAUGAGCACACCGAUGUUUUCGGACAUAUCUGGGCGAUUGUGAUGCGGAACAUUCUGGUUUUGAUAG
This is a messenger RNA of Cercospora beticola, 2302 nucleotides long. RefSeq lists its product as uncharacterized. NCBI's taxonomy places the organism in Eukaryota, Fungi, Ascomycota, Dothideomycetes, Mycosphaerellales, Mycosphaerellaceae. The record is from RefSeq and is a predicted model, not a curated record.